This is a messenger RNA of Somion occarium, 1271 nucleotides long. Lineage: Eukaryota; Fungi; Basidiomycota; Agaricomycetes; Polyporales; Cerrenaceae. The record is from the annotation of a GenBank genome assembly.
GGGGGCGCUUCCAUCCGUUCGUUCUCCACACUUCAUUUGACACUUGCACUUCGAAGCUUCAUAUACAAUAUACCUUACUACUCUCAAGCACUGCAGAUAUCUUCUGUGGGCCUGCCGCAUUCUACGUAACUAGUUGUUCUGUGCUUCGUUCCAUGGCUCCUUCUCGAGGUCCAAAUGCACUCGCAAGAACUUUGCAUACCACUCUCGCGAACCACAAGGGUCCUGUCCAUGUCGCCCGCUAUGCUAAGGGAACAUCGAAAUAUGUUCUAACCGGCGGACAAGACCGUACUGUUCGACUGUGGAACCCAAGUUCAGGGGCAGAGAUCAAAGUAUAUGCAGCCCAUGGGUACGAGGUACUCUCCAUAAGCGUAUCCCAUGAUAACAGCAAGUUCACAUCGUCUGGAGGAGAUCGGUCGGUCUUCCUGUGGGAUGUCACGACCGGAGCCACCAUUAGGAGAAUAUCCGGACAUAUGGGGAAGAUCAAUGCUGUAGAGUUCAACGAGGAUGCAUCUGUUAUUGCCAGCGGAUCAUAUGACGCGACUGUAAGAUUAUGGGACAUCCGCUCCCAGAAUCGUCAGCCUGUUCAAGUGCUGGACGAAGCACGCGACGCGAUACAAACGUUAUAUGUCGGCCAUGGCAUUAUCAUGGCAGGAUCCGUGGAUGAAUAUGUCCGCACAUACGAUCUGCGUAUGGGCCAGCUUCGCGAAGACUACAUAGGAUAUCCAGUAACCUCAGUCGUGCCAUCCCAAGAUGAACAUACGUACUUAGUCACCACUUUGGACUCCCACGUCCGUCUCAUGGACGCGACAACUGGCAAAAUGCUGAACGACUUCACUGGGCACAGUAUCGAGUCGUAUCGUUGUCGGUCGUGCUUUGAUCAUGGUGAAGCUUCUGUCAUUUGCGGAGAUGAGAACGGACAAGUAUGGGCUUGGGAUUUACUUGACGUAAGUGAGCUCCUUGUCUUCAGUAUGACAUCUCAGUUCAUUGGUCUCUAGGCCACGCCACUUCCACCGAAUCCCCCUCCAAGAGUACAUGAUAAAGUCAUUACCUGGGUUGAGCAUCAUCCCACGGAGGAUGGCGAGAUGAUCACUGCGAGCGCGGAUGGUACCGUUAAGGUCUGGCGACAUCCAGCUUCAUAGAGGGAUCUGUUAGCGUUCUUUAUUUGUCUUUGACUUUUGGCCGGAGAGGCUGUUGCCCAAAAUUGUACAGUAUUUAUCCCGGGAGACUGAACCCCUGAGGAUGAGAGCGUCAUAUUCAAUUGAGUUGUACUG